GCAAGAGCGGAUUUAAAAGAGGCCAAGACGGGCGGAGGGAGGCUGUGGAGUGAGCGCAGAGCCCAACGCAGAGCGCAGCGCGCAGCGCCAGCCCAGAGGCACCCACCGACGGGCGCAGCCGGAGCGAGCGGAGCCGGGAGGUGCUCUCCAGGCAGAGCAAGCCGAGCCGGGCGGCGUCUCCGGGCCGCCACACGGACUGGCGGGCGCCCUCCCCGUGUCCCUCCUCCUGCGCCGCGCCCCUCCGGCCAGCAUGAGACUCCUGACCGCCGCGCUGCUCCUUCUGCUCCUGGCGCUGAGCGCCGCGCGCGUGGAUGGGUCCAAAUGCAAGUGCUCCCGGAAAGGGCCCAAGAUCCGCUACAGCGACGUGAAGAAGCUGGAAAUGAAGCCCAAGUACCCGCACUGCGAGGAGAAGAUGGUUAUCAUCACCACCAAGAGCGUGUCCCGGUACCGGGGGCAGGAGCACUGCCUGCACCCCAAGCUGCAGAGCACCAAGCGGUUCAUCAAGUGGUACAAUGCAUGGAAUGAGAAACGCAGGGUCUACGAAGAAUAGGACAAAAAAUCCCUGAUAUGAAAACUCCCGACUGGUUGGGAGACUUGAGCAAAGGACUUUGCUGAUUUAAAAAAAAAAAAAAAACAACCUUUCUUUCUCACAGGCAUAAAACACAAAUUAUAUAUUGCUAU
Molecule: messenger RNA, 681 nt
Organism: Choloepus didactylus (southern two-toed sloth)
Lineage: Eukaryota; Metazoa; Chordata; Mammalia; Pilosa; Megalonychidae
Gene: CXCL14
Product: C-X-C motif chemokine ligand 14
Exons: 4
Coding region: 251-550 (99 amino acids)
Biological process (GO): cell chemotaxis; antimicrobial humoral immune response mediated by antimicrobial peptide
Cellular component (GO): extracellular region
Molecular function (GO): chemokine activity
Source: RefSeq, a predicted model, not a curated record